AUGCUCUCCACCCCUGUCAACCUCCCCAAGUGGUUGGAAGAGAACUCGCACCUCCUCAAGCCGCCAAUCAACAACUACUGCGUCUACAAUGAGGACUUCACCGUCAUGAUCGUCGGCGGCCCCAACGCCAGGACCGACUACCACAUCAACCAGACGCCCGAGUGGUUCUACCAGUACAAGGGCGCCAUGAUGCUCAAGGUCGUCGACGACGGCGUCUUCAAGGACGUCAUCAUCCGCGAGGGCGACAUGUUCCUGCUGCCCGGCAACACCCCUCACAACCCCGUCCGCUUCGCCGACACCGUCGGCGUCGUCCUCGAGCAGCGCCGCCCCGAGGGCUCCCUCGACCGCAUGCGCUGGUACUGCGACUCCUGCCGCGAGGUCGUCCACGAGGCCGCCUUCCACUGCACAGACCUCGGCACCCAGAUCAAGGCCGCCGUCGAGGCCUUCAAGGCCGACGAGCAGGGGAGGACGUGUAAGAAGUGCGGCGUCGUCGCGGAGGCGGCGCCGAGGCCCGGGUCGAUUAAGGAUCCGAACUUGGAGUGA
Messenger RNA from Colletotrichum karsti, 543 nucleotides. RefSeq lists its product as uncharacterized. The coding region runs from base 1 to 543 and encodes 180 amino acids. The transcript has 3 exons. Lineage: Eukaryota; Fungi; Ascomycota; Sordariomycetes; Glomerellales; Glomerellaceae. The record is from RefSeq and is a predicted model, not a curated record. Gene Ontology annotation, biological process: 'de novo' NAD+ biosynthetic process from L-tryptophan; quinolinate metabolic process. Gene Ontology annotation, cellular component: cytoplasm. Gene Ontology annotation, molecular function: 3-hydroxyanthranilate 3,4-dioxygenase activity; iron ion binding.